CUCUGCAGCGUAGGUGAAUAAAUAAGUUAUAAUCUUUACUUGUAAAGCCGCAUAAGUUUGGCCUAUGUGGUCAACUUUUUUCUGUUUUGGGCUCGUCAGUGUGAACUUUCGGGUAUGGACACCCCUGUCACGGCCUCCUGCUUGCAGGUGAAAAACAAACACAUUGAUGCAGUGCGCAUGUGAAGUGAAAGUAGACGGUUAAGUUUCACAAAGGCGCGGCAAGCUUUGGAACUGGGCACAAUGUGUGUCUUCGCUACGUGUAGAUCUCUGAACGUUUGUAUCUACCGUAUGGUCGAGACUGGAACAAGAUCAGAUGAAUGAUGUCGGACCAAGACAUUCCAUUUAGGUACAUCUACUUCAUCAAGAACAGGGUCAGCAAUAAGUGGAGGGAUCUGGCCGGCUUUCUUGCCUUUGACACUCCAACAAUCAAUAACAUCGCCGGCAGAAACAUCGAUGACAUAUCUCGUUGCGAAGACAUGCUGGGGGAGUGGCGACUGCGGAAGGGACCCGAUGCGACCAUGGGGGUGCUGAUGGAGGCUCUAACUGAUGCAGAACUGGAGGGGAUUGUGAAGGGUCUAAAGAAAAAAUACCCAGAGUUGGAAAAGGAGCCGACGCCACAAGCUGGACCCAUAGAGAGAGCUUUGAGGGAAGCUGCAGGACUAGCAGAUGGUGCUGGGGCCGGAAAAAGGACAGGCGGUUCGGGCAAGAGGAGGAUAACAGAAGCAGCAGAGUCUGACGGUAGUGGUGCUGGAUCGGCAGCGUCUCCCAAAAGACGUCGGAAGAGCGGUUCGAGAUCAAAGCCCGUGGUGCUGAUGCUCAACGACGAGUACGGGACAAGGAAGGGGGGCAUAUCCACCAUCCACCGCGGGAUGGCGCGCCUACUGGUCUCUAAAGGAGCAGAGGUCUACAGCACAGUCCUGGAAGCCACAGAAGAGGACAAGAAUGACGCGGCUACAGAUGGCGUUCAACUGAUCGUUCCAGCGACCUUUCCUGGUGAUCCGAGACAGCCAGAGCUCAAUUGGCUGACCUGGGACCACCAGAGUCGUUACCCGAAGCUGCCACCAAACAUAGGCUUUAUCAUCGGCCAUGUUAACCUCACGAGCCGCGCAGCACGGAUGAUUAGGGAGCAACGUCUUCCCGACGCCAAACUCGUCCAGGUCACUCAUGUGAUCCCAGAAGAUGUCAGCCACUACAAGAGUGAUGCCAAGGUGCUGACCAUCGGAGACGAGAAUGACAGCAUCCUAGAAGACCUGAAGCAUGCUGACGUGAUAUUCUCGGUGGGCCCGUUGAUGUAUGACUACUACAAGAGUCAAACAAGGCAACUGAAACCUCAUUUCGAGUUUUUGCCCGAGCCAUCCAACGUCUUCAGCACGACGGAGAUGACAUAUGUCGACACCGAAAUGAAAGUGGUGCUGUCCAUCAGCAGGGUCAAGGGCGUGGAGAGGCUGAAAGGCUACGACCUUGUUGCGAAGUCCAUGGGCAUCGUAUUCGACCGUCUACCGCACACAAAGUGGCGAGCCCGUGGCGUAACAGCUGAAGAUUUCCCAGAAAGCAAGGCAAUCAUCCAAGCCAACGAGAAGAAAGGUAAAUUCACUCCCCUGAAGUACGGCACCCAAGAAGAUCUGUCCAAGGACAUGCAGCAGGCCCAUGUCGUUCUGAUGCCGUCUCGUGCAGAGCCAUUCGGACUGGUCGGUCUGGAGGCUAUCGCUGCAGGGGUGCCAGUCCUGGUCUCCCACAAGUCUGGGCUUGCCUGGUUCUUAAGGAGCCAAGAUCCGGAUUUCGACCGUCUGAUCGUGGAGAUCGAAGAUGAUGAUGAAGAGGCCGCCAAAACACUGGCCAAGCGGAUCGUCAAGAUUCUGACGGAUGGGCACAGGGAGUUCCAGGCCGCAAGAAAACUCAAGGAGAAACUGCUGACAUCCAAGUACUGGGAGGCGUCACACCGGCAGUUUCUGGAUGCAUUUGGCCUUUAGACUGUCUCUAGCGCUUCAAAGACCAACAAA
Messenger RNA from Branchiostoma floridae (Florida lancelet), 2000 nucleotides. RefSeq lists its product as uncharacterized. Gene Ontology annotation, biological process: apoptotic process; signal transduction; proteolysis. Gene Ontology annotation, cellular component: cytoplasm. The coding region runs from base 318 to 1970 and encodes 550 amino acids. The transcript has 7 exons. Lineage: Eukaryota; Metazoa; Chordata; Leptocardii; Amphioxiformes; Branchiostomatidae. Gene Ontology annotation, molecular function: protein binding. The record is from RefSeq and is a predicted model, not a curated record.